Messenger RNA from Theobroma cacao (cacao), 1004 nucleotides. Its product is annotated as transmembrane protein, putative (DUF506). NCBI's taxonomy places the organism in Eukaryota, Viridiplantae, Streptophyta, Magnoliopsida, Malvales, Malvaceae. The record is from RefSeq and is a predicted model, not a curated record.
UGGUGGAUAGAUAGUUGAGUUGACAAUUAUGGGACUCGGUGAAACACCGAUGGGAAGCUUGGGAGAGGAAGAGCUGGCUCAAAUGGUGAGAGAUUUCAUCGAAUCAGAAACAUCCACUCCCAUUUCACUGACAACUUCAACACCUCUUUCUCGCAAUCAUCAAACCACAUGUCUCAUUUUGCAGGAAGUUCUAGGGAAACACACUGAUGAGGAGGCUGAAAUACAUGAAAAGAUAUUAAUGUAUUUGAAAGAUAUAGGAACUGCUGGCCAUCAGACGAACAAUCUCAAGAAGUUGGUAGUAAUGAAACUGAGAAACGAUGGUUACGAAGCUUCUCUUUGCAAAACUUCAUGGGUUUGCACUCCUAGCCAUCACAAAGUUUGCCAAUUUCCAGGUGGGUAUGAGUAUAUUGAUGUUAUGGUGGUGGAAAAUGGUAGACCCAAAAGGGUGAUAGCGGAUAUGGAGUUCAGGUCUCAAUUUGAAUUAGCAAGGCCGACAGUAACCUACGAAGAGAUGAUAAACGAUCUUCCUUUGAUCUUUGUUGGUACCGAAGAGAAGCUUAACAUGAUCAUCCCUUUACUUUGCUCCGCUGCUAAAAGAUCACUCAAAGAGAAUGGUCUCCAUGUCCCUCCCUGGAGAAAACCUGCUUAUAUGCAGUCCAAAUGGCUCUCCAAAAACUGCAAAAAAGUUUCAGUCUCGCCAGAAGACAUUGACUUGGUUGAGGAUCAUAAAACUGAAGAAAAUAGAAGUACAACUACAUGCUGUCCUUCCAUUUUCAGUAGAGGUCAACUCCAAUUUGUCUGAAGCCCUAGAGAGAAGACAAAGAAAAAAUGUGUAAGGGGUUGAUUCUGCCUUGUUUUAACUUUCUCUUCUUUUUCCUUCUGGGCAGAUCAGCCUGUUUUUGUUGAUGGGGUAUCAGUAUUUUGUGCCCCAAAAAAUAUAAUUUAGGGCUUGUUUUGUAGUACUGAGCACACUAAAGUUUUGAUCCUGUAAAUCUAUCACUUCU